This is a messenger RNA of Nylanderia fulva, 996 nucleotides long. The record is from RefSeq and is a predicted model, not a curated record. NCBI's taxonomy places the organism in Eukaryota, Metazoa, Arthropoda, Insecta, Hymenoptera, Formicidae.
AUGGGUCAAUUGCCCGAACACAGAGUUGCGCCGUCCGCAUCGUUCACCUGCACCGGCGUUGAUUAUGCCGGACCAAUACCCUUGACCUUGCGGGCAGCGCGCGGUCAAAAGACCAUGAAGCACUACAUUGCAAUUUUUGUAUGCUUCACUACUAAGGCAAUUCAUCUCGAAUGUGUAGAUGAUUACUCGACAGAAGGUUUUCUCGCUGCCCUGUCUCGCUUUACAAGUCGACGUGGGCUUCCAUCCCACAUUUACAGUGAUAACGGCACGAACUUCAUAGGUGCCGACAAGGAGCUGCGAAAUGCUUUCCGCGUUAUUAUUCAGGAUCCUAUUCUGAAAAGUCAAAUUGCCAAUGACCGCAUUACCUGGCACUUCAACCCUCCGGCAGCACCGCACUUCGGCGGGGUAUGGGAAGCCAAUGUAAAAAACGUGAAGUAUCACUUGAAACGCGUAAUCGGUACGCAUGUGCUAACUCGUGUCGAAUUUCAAACUUUAUUAUGCAGAAUCGAAGCGUGCCUAAAUUCAAGGCCAUUGACGCCAAUGUCGGAUGAUGCUUCGGACUUUACCGCGUUGACGCCUGGUCAUUUUCUGAUCGGUCGACCGCUCGUCAGCGUUCCCGAACAAUCUGUAUCAACGAUACAUCUUAACGCACUUAGCAGAUGGCAGCUUGUGCAGAGACUGCACGAGCAGUUUUGGCAUACAUGGUCUCACGACUAUUUGCAUUCCCUCCAGCAGCGAAGCAAAUGGCGUGACUCCAAGCAGAAUCUCGCGAUUAAUGAUUUUGUUUUAAUCAAAAAUAACGUACUCCCUCCUGCAAAAUGGAACCUUGGUCGAAUCGUCCAAGUGCACCCAGGCGCGGAUGGUCUCGUUCGCGUAGUAACUGUUCGUACAGCAACCAGCUUACUUCAGCGCCCUAUUACUCAACUAUGCAAGCUGCCAAUUGCUAACUGUGAUUCUUUAUCGCGCUCUACGACUCAGUCGAUUUCUGUAAAAUAA